Molecule: messenger RNA, 1517 nt
Organism: Monopterus albus (swamp eel)
Lineage: Eukaryota; Metazoa; Chordata; Actinopteri; Synbranchiformes; Synbranchidae
Gene: kcnk3b
Product: potassium channel, subfamily K, member 3b
Exons: 2
Coding region: 31-1200 (389 amino acids)
Biological process (GO): potassium ion transmembrane transport; stabilization of membrane potential
Cellular component (GO): plasma membrane
Molecular function (GO): open rectifier potassium channel activity; potassium ion leak channel activity; outward rectifier potassium channel activity
Source: RefSeq, a predicted model, not a curated record
CCCACCUGCACUCAAAGAUUUUUUUUUAUCAUGAAGAGACAAAACGCCAGGACUCUGGCCCUCAUUAUCAGCAUCCUCGCCUACCUGGUGGUCGGAGCGGCCGUUUUCGAGACCCUGGAGUCGAAACAGGAGAAGAGUCACAAGCGGAAGCUCGACGCCAGAAAGUACGAACUCAUGCGCAAAUAUAACUUGACCAAAGAGAACUUCGAGGAGCUGGAACACGUCAUUUUACAGCUCAAACCUCACAAAGCAGGGGUUCAGUGGAGAUUUUCCGGGUCAUUUUACUUCGCCAUCACUGUGAUUACAACGAUUGGUUAUGGCCAUGCAGCGCCCAGCACCGACUCAGGGAAAGUGUUCUGCAUGUUCUACGCUCUCCUGGGUAUCCCGCUCACCCUGGUCAUGUUCCAGAGCCUGGGCGAGCGGAUCAACACGUUCGUCAGGUACCUGCUGCACCAAGCCAAGAAGUGCCUGGGAAUGCAUCAGACUGAGGUCUCCAUGGCCAACAUGGUGACAGUGGGCUUCUUCUCUUGCAUGAGCACCCUGUGCAUAGGGGCCGUGGCGUUUUCCAGCUGCGAGGGAUGGAGCUUCCUCCAUGCCUUCUAUUUCUGCUUCAUCACACUUACUACUAUUGGGUUUGGAGACUAUGUAGCUCUGCAGAAGGAUGACGCUCUACAGAAUGACCCACGCUAUGUGGCUUUCUGCUUUAUUUACAUCCUGAUGGGCCUGACAGUGAUUGGAGCAUUCCUGAACCUGGUGGUGCUUCGCUUCUUGACGAUGAACACUGAGGAUGAGUGGAGGGAUGCCAAACAGAAGGCCUUGAUGUCCGUCAGUAAACCCAGGGGAGAGGUGACUCGUUUAAUUCCCUUGUCAGCCUCAACAUCCUCCACACCUGUAACAGACAACACGACAAAGGCUAAAGAUUUAAAAGGUGUCUACACUGAGGUGCUGCAUUUCCAGACUAUUUGUUCUUGCCUGUGGUACAGGAGCAAGGAGAAGCUGCAGGGCUCCACCAUGAUCCCUCAGGAGCUGACGUUCUCUGAAGCAUACAUGCAGCAGAACAGUAAUUGUCCUCACUACAUGGAGCCCGGAUCAACAGGCUGUGUUUGCAGUCCACGUCAGUGCACAAGCAUAAGCUCCAUAACAACGGGCCUACACAUUCUCUCUCCGUUCAGAGUGUUUAAAAGACGCAGCUCCGUCUAGCCUUCAGUACAGCAGAUUUCAGGAAAGCACAGUAUGUCUAAACUGCCAAGAGGAGAACAGAUACUUGACAGUCCUCACAGCAAAGACAUGACUGCAAGUAGAUGUUUGUGGUGCUAUAAUCCCAGUAAACCAACAGUAGGACACACAAAAGGGAAGAGCACAUACAAUGCUGGAAACAGCAAAGUCUUAAUCAAAUAUGUACUUGAGAAGCACACAGUAUUCUGACUUGAGUCUUUUAAUGGGGUGGCACGGUAGAGCAGUGAUAACCGCUGUUGCCUCACAGCAAGAAGGUCCCGGGUUUGAGCCCCGGCUGCCCG